ACGCCGCAGGGUGCCGUGGGUCGCGUCGCCUCCUUGAUGCCGGAUGAGAGGGCUCGGGUGUCGCGUGCCAGUGCUGCGACGGAGGUCCUCUCCAGUCACCACGCCGCGCGCAGGCCGUCGUCUGGAGGACGGCGCAACAUCGCCGGCUGGGAAGGCGAGGCCGCGCCGGAGGACGGUGCUGUGUCUCGCAAGCCGUCGUCACAGGCUUCGAGGCUGCCGCUUGCGUCGUGCGCAGCAUCCCGUGGCCAAGCACAACGCCGGGGCCGAUGGUUGAUGUUCUUGUCGAUCGUGUUCGAGGCCUUUGGUACUUUAAUCCAUGUAUUCUUCUCCUAUGAACUCGGAUGGAAGUAAUUCUCGUGAGUGCAUACAUGUACACGAGAAAAAUUAUGGAUAGAUCGUUGAUUGAUGGGAAGAAGACAAAGCAAACGGAUAAAUCUCC
Messenger RNA from Triticum aestivum (bread wheat), 439 nucleotides. RefSeq lists its product as uncharacterized. The record is from RefSeq and is a predicted model, not a curated record. Bases 37 to 351 code for a protein of 104 amino acids. Lineage: Eukaryota; Viridiplantae; Streptophyta; Magnoliopsida; Poales; Poaceae. The transcript is spliced from 2 exons.